UAGUUGUGAUUCAAACAAUGUGUACCUGCGUAAACUUUUCUGGUAUUAAAUAAGACAAUCUGACUUCUCUCUUCAUCACUUGCGCAAUCAAAAUAAACAAGCAAAGUUUUUUGAGAUUGCAGUUAGCAAUGGAGCAAACGUCUCUCAAGCUUGUCUUCUUGGUCUCCCUCACAGUCAUAGCAUUUUGUUCGUCUUUGGGUGACACCAGAGAGAUAGUGGAGGAAGAAGCGAAUUGCAUCAACGGCAAAUGUCCUGAAGGAAAGAAGAACUGUAACUGCUUGCAGACAAUAGCACAGGUACCUUUAACGGAUUACGACCGGCCUUGCAAUAUAGAUAGUGACUGUAACAAGUUCUGUCCUCCGCAAUGCCAGCUUGGAACCUGUGUCUGUAGGUGUGAUUUUGGUUGCACAUGUACCUGUUAUUGAGGUUUAGUAGAUAUGA
Capsella rubella is the source of this 441-nucleotide messenger RNA. Its product is annotated as putative defensin-like protein 262. NCBI's taxonomy places the organism in Eukaryota, Viridiplantae, Streptophyta, Magnoliopsida, Brassicales, Brassicaceae. The transcript has 2 exons. The coding region runs from base 129 to 425 and encodes 98 amino acids. The record is from RefSeq and is a predicted model, not a curated record.